Vigna radiata var. radiata (mung bean) is the source of this 1239-nucleotide messenger RNA. RefSeq lists its product as uncharacterized. The transcript has a single exon. The coding region runs from base 1 to 1239 and encodes 412 amino acids. The record is from RefSeq and is a predicted model, not a curated record. Lineage: Eukaryota; Viridiplantae; Streptophyta; Magnoliopsida; Fabales; Fabaceae.
AUGGUGACCACAAGAAACACUAGCACGGAGGAUCAGACGGAGAUGUGGAGAGUGAUGGAGCAGAGAAUGAUGGAGAUGCAACGAAAGCACAAGGAGGAAAUGGCAGCAGUGCGAGCGGAAUGUCUGGCCCAGAUCGCGAAGAGUAAGGACGGGGAGAUCGGAGGUGAGCAGGGCGAGGGGGCAGGAGAGAAACAGACACCAUUAGAAGGGGAGAAUAGUAGUGCUCGUACAGAUGGAAGAGAGGAGAAGGGGAACAAGGACAGUCGUUCACUGGUUAAGGUGGAAGAGUCGACCACCAUGGUGACGUUCGUGCGGGAAAUUAUGGAAGUACACAUAUCGAAGCAGUUCAUACCCCCUCAGUUCAAAAUGUACGAUGGGACGUCCGACCCCACCGCCCACGUUAAGUCAUUCAUCAAUGCCAUGACCUUCCGUACCGGGUGUGAUGCCAUUUGGUGUCGGACAUUCUCUUUGUCCCUGGAGGGAGAGGCUUUAGAAUGGUUUAAUUCGUUGCCGGUCAACUCUGUUGAAAACUUCAAGAGUUUGGGAGAAAUGUUCAAAAAACAAUUUGCGGCGUGCAAUGCGGAGGAUGUGACAGUGGUGGACUUGAUGAACCUUAGGCAAGGAAAGGAGGAACCACUGAAGGUCUUUAUGGAUAGGUACCAGAAGACAAUACGGAGGGUAAAGGGGCUCGGCCUGGAGCUCGCCCUCCAAUACGUAAUGCCAGCCCUUAGGCCGGGGCCGUUCAAGGAUAGUAUCUGCCGGAACCCCCCUCGAACGAUGGAGGAACUUAGACAGAGGGCAGCCGAUGAAGCUAGGGUGGAGAAUAUGAAACAACAAUAUAGAAAAGAGGCUCAGGAGGGUAGGAUGGACAAGUCCGACGGGAGAAAGACGGACGGUCAGGGAAGUCGGAGCGGCCAAAAGAAUAGAGAGGGACCGAGGGGCCCGCGUUUUCAACAAUAUACCACGCUUAACACUCCUAGGGCUCGGAUAUUACAAGAGGCGUUGAGUGCACAGAUUAUGCAAACUCCUCUGAGGCAGCCAACUCCUCCGGGAGCGGACCUGACCAAACGUUGCUUGUACCACCAGAACUCGGGCCACGACACGGAGGAAUGUGUAACGCUGAGAGAUAAGAUCGAAGAAUUGAUCCACGCGGGUCGUCUGCAGCGAUACAUAAAGGAGAGCGCGCCCGACCAGUAUACCGACAGACCAUCCAGUCCCAAGUGGACAAGCCCGAGGUGA